AUGUCGUGGUGUACGAUCGAGUCGGAUCCAGGGGUGUUCACGGAGCUGAUGCAGCAGAUGCAAGUGAAGGGUGUGCAGGUGGAGGAGCUAUACAGUCUGGAUCUAGACGCCCUCAAGCAGCUCAGCCCCGUGUACGGGCUCAUAUUCCUCUUCAAGUGGCGCCCGGGCGAGCUGGACACACGCCCCACAGUCGCCGACUCUGCUGCUCCAGACGUGUUCUUUGCCAGCCAGGUGAUCAGCAACGCGUGUGCGACCCAGGCGAUCAUAUCAAUCCUCCUAAACGCAUCCAACCGCAUUGAAAUUGGUCCAGAACUCUCCACACUCCGCGAUUUCACGCGCGACUUUCCCCCCGAGCUGAAGGGACUGGCGAUCAACAACAGUGAGGCGAUCCGUGCCGCCCACAACAGCUUCAGCCGCCCGGAAGCCAUAGUAGCUGCUGAGGAGGCCCGGGCGGCAGAAAAAGACGACGACGUGUAUCAUUUCAUCAGCUACGUGCCGAUCAAUGGGGUGCUGUAUGAACUGGACGGGCUCAAGCCCGGACCUAUCCGGCUUGGGGAGAUUUCAGGCUCGGGAAAAGGUUCGGGUGGUGAUCUAGGAGAGGAAAAAACAGACGUGAAACCAGAGGGAGGCAUGGAAGGGGGAGAAGGAGGAGGGGCAGGAGCCAAGGGGGGGAACAAGGAAGGCGAGAGGGAGGGGGAGGAGGAGGAUGACAUGGCAUGGUUGCGCAUGGUGCAGCCGGUGAUUCAGCAGCGCAUUGACAAGUACGCAGAGAGUGAGAUCCGGUUCAACCUCAUGGCUGUGGUGCGCAACAGGAAGGAGGCGCUGGAGGAGCGGCUGGGGGCUCUGAGGGCACGGAAGGAGGGGCUGUUGGGGGAGAUUGAGCGGCGAGGGGGAGGGGGAGGGGGAAUGGAGGUGGAUGGGGCCGAUGGGGCGUUGGAGGGGGAAUUGGCGGAGAUUGAGAUGCAGAUGGCGCACGUGCAAGAUUCGAUAGCAGGAGAGGAGGAGAAGUACCGGCGAUGGCGGACGGAGAACAUUCGCAGGAAGCACAACUACAUUCCCUUCCUCUUCAACUUCCUCAAGAUUCUCGCCGAGAAGAAGCAGCUUCGACCAUUGAUUGAGCGAGCAAGGCAGUCCGCCUAG
Messenger RNA from Closterium sp. Naga37s-1, 1140 nucleotides. The record is from the annotation of a GenBank genome assembly. Lineage: Eukaryota; Viridiplantae; Streptophyta; Zygnematophyceae; Desmidiales; Closteriaceae.